GAGUGUUCAGGAAACGAGAGUUUUAGAGAGUUUUAAUUAAUCGAUGCUUCACCUCUGUUUUUGGCCGAACAUGGGAAUGAUUACCGCCCUAAAAAAUGUUCAUGAAAAAUCCGGGUUGUUGAUGAUGAAGCUAAGAGCAAUUAGAGUUUACCACGUUGCUGCUCAUUCUCGAGGGCCGGAACCGUUGGAUGUUGUUUUCCACGACUCACAGGGCGAUCGGAUCCAUGCUCAGAUUAAAGAUACUGCUAUAAGCACAUUCAAACAAGCUUUGGAAAAAAAUGCGGUUUACUUAAUCAUGAGGGUCAAGGUUUUACGCAAUUUCCAAGGCACAAAACCUACCAAUCACCCUUGCAUGCUCCAAUUUUUGGGAAAGACCAAGAUUCAAAAACUAACAGAAAAUGAAUUUCUUAAUUUUCGAUUCUACUUUAAGAGUUUUGAAGAUGUACUCAAAACAAAGUUUGAUGACCAAGUCUUUUUAGUUGAUAUAAUCGGGAAAGUAGUUAGUCGAACUGCGCUCGAAACCCAUAUGGUUAAUAAUGCCCUAGAGCAAAUGAUGGAAGUUACCUUGGAGAACCACAAAGUGUCGUGGAUCAUGAAGUGGCAUUACACGGAGGACGGCACACUUGUGAUUACCCAGAAAUCCAAACGCUCUGGCGACUGCCUCCGUCAAAUCCAUGAAGAGCUACGGUCUCAGCCGUGCAAUGCGAAGGGCAGAUUCCUCGCGCCUGAGGGGAGAGAUGACACAGAGAGAGGGGCUAACGAUGCAGAGAAGCCAGACUGCAAUGUCGGGCUAAGGUUUCAACCUCAAUAUAUCCUAUGAGGCACACUAACAGGAACUGGGAAGAAACUGGCAGGUGAAGGUGACUUGGGCUAUGAACUUCAGCUCUGGACGGCAUCGUUGGACAACAACGAAGGAUGAACAGUCAGCAAAGGUCGUACACAAGGAUCGAAAGUGGUUAAAGUACAUACAUUGUUUGAUUUUCAAGUUGGUGCACUCUAUUAUGUGGGGAUGGCAGGUCACUUUGAUCUUGGUUUUGAUAAUGCCAAACUGCCGUGAACGAGACAAAUUGUUGAAUAUACAAGGCGAGAAAUAAAUAUAAGAAGAAAGCAAGAGAACAAGA
This is a messenger RNA of Cuscuta campestris, 1121 nucleotides long. The record is from the annotation of a GenBank genome assembly. NCBI's taxonomy places the organism in Eukaryota, Viridiplantae, Streptophyta, Magnoliopsida, Solanales, Convolvulaceae.